This is a messenger RNA of Pseudovirgaria hyperparasitica, 1782 nucleotides long. RefSeq names its product sugar transporter. Lineage: Eukaryota; Fungi; Ascomycota; Dothideomycetes; Acrospermales; Acrospermaceae. The transcript has 3 exons. The record is from RefSeq and is a predicted model, not a curated record. Gene Ontology annotation, biological process: transmembrane transport. Gene Ontology annotation, molecular function: transmembrane transporter activity. The coding region runs from base 1 to 1782 and encodes 593 amino acids.
AUGUUGCGAAUUAUAAAAUCAUUCGGACGCCAUCAGGAAGACAGUCAUGAGGGUGUAUUGGUUCCUCUCGAACAAGUCCAAAGAUAUGCCAGUGUCCCGGGCGACGACGAGAAUGAUAUCGCCGACCCACGUCAUACCGGUGCUGGUCAGCUGAAAGUAGCUGGGGACGACGAUAAUGACAACGACAAUGCUCCUUUAUUAGUGACAGACGGCGGUGAGAGCCUUGCACGUCUUCGCGCUGAGAUUGAAGCAGACAUGACUACGUCCGACUCGCAGACGACAUACGACCUUAAAUCGAAAGUGUUCAAUAAGGCAAUCCAGGACAUUGGUAUGGGCCGGUAUCAAUGGGAGUUGUUCGCAUUAUGCGGGAUGGGGUGGUUUGCAGACAACCUAUGGAUGGGAGGCUUGUCCCUUGUCCUACCGCGUAUGUCGAUUGAGUUUGGGAUCGAUGAAAACAAGGUCCGGUACACGACAAUGUUCACGUUUAUUGGCCUGUCGAUUGGAUCCUCGUUCUGGGGCAUAGCUUCGGACAUAAUUGGCAGACGGCCUGCCUUCAAUGCGACAUUACUUCUCUGUGGAGCCUUUGGAUUCGCUACUGGCUUUGGACCGUCUUGGAUUGCUACGUCUAUGCUGUUUUUGUGCAUGGGUCUUGGAGUGGGCGGUAAUCUUCCGGUAGACGGCGCAUUAUUUCUGGAGUUUUUGCCUUUUGACUCAGGUCACUUGUUGACACUGCUUUCUGUGUGGUGGCCUGUAGGACAAUUAGCUGCUUCACUGCUCGCCUGGGCCAUAAUCCCUACGAGGUCUUGCGAUCUCCAACUCCAGGCCUGCUUUCUGGUUAACGGCAUCCAGCCCUGCUGCAGCACAUCCGACAACAUGGGCUGGCGGUACUUCAUCUUCUCUUUGGGCAUUUUGACACUCUUCAUGUUCGUCUGUCGCUACUUCCUCUUCACUCUCUAUGAGUCACCCAAGUUCUUACUCUCCCACAACCGCCAAGCCGAAGCCGUGUCCGUUAUCCACGCCAUAGCAUACCACAAUAAGUCACAGACAUGGCUGACAGAAGAUAUUCUCAACGCCAUUGGCGGCCAUCCAGAAUCAGCCUCCAACUCUGGCCCCAGCGCAAAGGAGAUAGGCAUGCGUAAAAUGCAAGCCUUCUCCCUUCGUCUCGUCCGUCCACUAUUCAAAGACUCAAAAUUAGCUCUAUCAACAUCCUUAAUCUGGUUCAUAUGGGCAGCCAUCGGCAUGGGCUACCCCCUCUUCAACGCCUUCCUGCCCCAAUACCUCCAACACAUCGGUGACACAGACCCUGAUGACGCACCCGUCUCAACAAAUACGGUCUAUGCCGACUUCGCGAUUACAUCGAUCGUUGGCCUCCCUGGCGCCCUCCUCGCCGGCUACGCCGUAGAUCUGCGUUAUCUGGGGCGACGCGGCACGCUAGCCAUAUCGACGCUGAUUAGCGGUUUGACCAUGUUUCUCUUCACGUAUUCAACCAAUCCAGGCUAUCAAACCUUCUGCUCGUCGCUUGCCGCCUUCUUUCAAAAUAUCAUGUAUGGUGUGCUGUAUGCCUACACACCCGAGGUGUUUCCAAGCCCAAAUCGGGGCACGGGAACCGGGAUUGCGAGUCUGUUGAAUAGAAUUGCGGGAAUGUGCGCUCCGGUCGUGGCAGCGACGGUUGGUGCCAUACAUCCCGCCGCACCUAUCAUCGGGGCGGGCGUAGUGUAUGUGGCAGCAUUCGCAGCGAUGUGUAUUCUGCCGAUUGAAACUAGAGGAAAACAGAGUCUGUAG